ACCUACCGUGAACACAACAACUUGUACAUUAGCUCAAAUUAUUUCGAAAUUACCCGCAAUUUUCGAGUUUGCUUCUGUGACUUAUUUGGUUUUUUGACUUACAGAAUUUUAACGGUUAUGCAUUUUCUUGUGUCUUUUAUAUUGGCGUGUGUUAUUUUGGCUAAUAGUGCUGAAAUGUCAAGGAAAGAAGCCAGAUUCAUAACUUUUGAUACCGAUAACAAUGAUAUACAAGUGGGUCUAGAUUUUUCAAUACCAUUCAUAAAAAUACCACUGAAAAAAUUCGACGCCUUCACACAGUUUGACUUGGAAGGACUGAGUUUUCCGAAAAUCAACGUGAACCCCUCGGGAUUGGCGAUCAGUGGGUUUCUUCUGAUUGUGACGAGUCUGCUUGCUCCUAUCUUCAAUAAUGCGUUCUUGGGUUGGCUUCCUGACCGAAGGUCUAGAGAUGCUGGACUAGAUACGCAGUUCCCAAUGGAAGUGACAGAGAAAAUACUGAAGAAUAGUCGAGGAUGCCCGCAGCGCUUCGCAUGCUGGCUCAGCCAGAAAUCCAAUCGCAGCGAGUCAUUGGACACAUGGAAUGGUCUACUAAGGAACGAGCUGCUAUCACAAAUCUUCAACACCACGAGACUGGUGAGGGCGACCGCUAGAGGUCUGAAGGGUCUCAACUGCGAGGCUUACUCCCCUUGUCCCAUCAACAAUGAAGCCUUACCACAGUUGAUCUCCAGUUUUAAUAUCUUAAAAAACUCUUAGAUUAAAAUUGUUUCUACAUUUAUGUCAAAGAGCAUGUAGAAUUUGGUACAUAGGUUGUCUCGCGUUCAUAUAGCGAGCAAAACAGACAAGUAGUCAUGAUGAAAUGUACGAAAUUCUACCUGAUCCUGAUUAAUUAAUUAU
Messenger RNA from Aricia agestis (brown argus), 891 nucleotides. RefSeq lists its product as uncharacterized. The record is from RefSeq and is a predicted model, not a curated record. The transcript has 5 exons. Bases 118 to 750 code for a protein of 210 amino acids. NCBI's taxonomy places the organism in Eukaryota, Metazoa, Arthropoda, Insecta, Lepidoptera, Lycaenidae.